Messenger RNA from Nannospalax galili (Upper Galilee mountains blind mole rat), 2344 nucleotides. It is a transcript of the gene Pcca, whose product is annotated as propionyl-CoA carboxylase subunit alpha. Lineage: Eukaryota; Metazoa; Chordata; Mammalia; Rodentia; Spalacidae. Gene Ontology annotation, cellular component: mitochondrion. Gene Ontology annotation, molecular function: propionyl-CoA carboxylase activity; metal ion binding; ATP binding. Bases 38 to 2077 code for a protein of 679 amino acids. The record is from RefSeq and is a predicted model, not a curated record. The transcript has 23 exons.
UGAGAGGUCAACGCCGAGCCCGACUGCCUGGGCGACAAUGGCCGGACUGUGGGUCGGGACUGUGUCUCUGGUCGCGGCCAGGUGGCGAGGUCGGCGGCCCUUGCAGCAGCUGCUGUGGACCCUGCAGCAUGUUCCACAUUAUUCCCAGCGGUGUCUGGUGGUGUCCUGUAGUCUCAGUUCUGUGGGGUAUGACCCCAAAGAAAAAACUUUCGAUAAAAUUCUUAUUGCUAAUAGAGGAGAAAUUGCAUGUAGAGUUAUUAAAACUUGCAAGAAGAUGGGCAUUAAGACAGUUGCCAUCCACAGUGAUGUUGAUGCUAGUUCUGUUCAUGUGAAAAUGGCGGAUGAGGCUGUCUGUGUUGGCCCAGCUCCCACCAGUAAAAGCUACCUCAACAUGGAUGCCAUCUUGGAAGCCAUUAAGAAAACCAGGGCCCAAGCUGUACACCCAGGCUAUGGAUUCCUUUCUGAAAACAAAGAAUUUGCCAGGUAUUUGGAUGCAGAUGAAGCUGUCAGAAUUGCAAGGGAAAUUGGCUACCCCAUCAUGAUCAAGGCCUCAGCAGGUGGCGGUGGGAAAGGCAUGCGCAUCGCUUGGGAUGAUGAAGAGACCAGGGAUGGUUUUAGGUUUUCAUCACAAGAAGCUGCUUCUAGUUUUGGUGACGAUAGACUACUAAUUGAAAAAUUUAUCGACAACCCACGUCAUAUAGAAAUUCAGGUUCUAGGUGACAAGCACGGAAAUGCUCUGUGGCUAAAUGAAAGAGAGUGCUCGAUCCAGAGAAGAAACCAGAAGGUGGUGGAGGAGGCACCAAGCAUUUUCCUGGAUCCCGAGACACGCCGAGCUAUGGGAGAGCAGGCUGUGGCUCUGGCCAGAGCGGUGCAGUAUUCUUCCGCAGGAACUGUGGAGUUUCUCGUAGACUCCCAGAAGAACUUCUACUUCUUGGAAAUGAAUACAAGACUCCAGGUUGAGCAUCCUGUCACAGAAUGCAUUACUGGCCUGGACUUAGUCCAAGAAAUGAUCCGUGUUGCUAAGGGUUACCCUCUCAGGCACAAACAAGCUGAUAUUCCCAUCAACGGCUGGGCAGUUGAAUGUCGGGUUUAUGCUGAGGACCCCUACAAGUCUUUUGGUUUGCCAUCUAUUGGAAGAUUGUCUCAGUACCAAGAACCAAUACAUCUACCUGGUGUCCGAGUUGAUAGUGGCAUCCAACCAGGAAGUGAUAUCAGCAUUUAUUAUGAUCCUAUGAUUUCAAAAUUAAUCGCGUAUGGCUCUGACAGAACGGAAGCACUGAAAAGAAUGGAAGAUGCACUGGAUAGUUACGUGAUUCGAGGUGUUACGCACAACAUCGCCUUGCUUCGAGAGGUGAUAAUCAACGCACGAUUUGUAAAAGGAGACAUCAGCACUAAAUUUCUCUCCGAUGUGUAUCCUGAUGGCUUUAAAGGGCACACAUUAACACAGAGUGAAAGAAACCAGUUGUUGGCUAUAGCAUCAUCUCUGUUUGUGGCAUCGCAGUUACGAGCGCAACAUUUUCAAGAGCAUUCAAGAGUGCCAAUUGUUAGACCAGACGUGGCUAAGUGGGAGCUCUCAAUAAAAUUACAUGAUGAAGAUCACACCGUCAUAACCUCGAACAAUGGGUCAACCUUUGCUGUGGAAGUUGAUGGGUCGAAACUAAAUGUGAGCAGUACGUGGAACCUGGCUUCGCCCUUAUUAUCUGUCAACGUUGAUGGCACACAGAGGACUGUGCAGUGUCUUUCUCGAGAAGCAGGUGGAAGCAUGAGCAUUCAGUUUCUUGGCACAGUGUACAAGGUACACAUCUUAACCAAACUCGCAGCAGAACUGAACAAAUUUAUGCUCACAAAAGUGACUGAAGACACAAGCAGCAUCCUGCGCUCUCCGAUGCCUGGAGUGGUGGUGGCCGUUGCUGUCAAGCCUGGGGACAUGGUAGUAGAAGGUCAUGAAAUUUGUGUGAUUGAAGCUAUGAAAAUGCAGAACAGUAUGACAGCUGGGAAAACAGGCAAGGUGAAGUCGGUGCAUUGCAAAGCUGGAGAUACAGUUGGGGAAGGAGAUCUGCUGGUGGAGCUGGAAUGAAGUAUUUAUAGCCUUUCAGUCACCAGCGCUUUAAUUAGCACUUCUAUUGUUCUCCAACACUCAAUUUAUUCAAGCAUUUUACAGGAACACUCCUGUGCAGCAGGUUCUACAUCAUAUUUAUUCCUCAGAGGAGGCAAACCCCGACAUUCUGCCAAAAAAAUCACCAACGGAAAAUUUUAUUGAUAUAAAUACUUGUACAUAUGAUUUGUACUUCUGCUGUGAGAUUUCCUAGUGUCAAAAUUAAAUCAAUAAAACCAAGCAUUUGUC